CGGAAUAUACAAGAAACAUGUUUGGAUGCAUAUCAUGUUUACAGCGAAGAUACUCUCUCCAGCCUGUGCCAGAGAGGAGAAUUCCAAAUCGAUAUUUAGGCCAGCCUAGCCCCUUCACACAUCCACACCUCCUCCGACCAGGGGAGGUGACACCAGGACUAUCUCAGGUGGAAUAUGCACUUCGUAGACACAAACUGAUGUCUCUGAUCUACACGGAAGCACAGGAGCAAAGUGGGACAGACCAGACGGUGGUUGUGCUCUCCAAUCCUACGUACUACAUGAGCAAUGACAUUCCCUACACUUUCCACCAAGACAACAAUUUCCUGUACCUGUGUGGAUUCCAAGAGCCUGAUAGCAUUCUGGUCCUUCAGAGCCUGCCUGACAAGGAGUUACCAUCACAUAAAGCCAUGCUUUUUGUGCCUCGGAGAGACCCCAGUCGAGAACUUUGGGAUGGUCCUCGAUCUGGCACGGAUGGAGCAAUAGCUCUAACUGGAGUCGAUGAAGCCUAUACACUAGAAGAAUUUCAACAUCUAGUACCAAAGCUGAAAGCUGAGUCGAACAUCAUUUGGUAUGACUGGAUGAAGCCUUCUCAUGCACAGCUUCACUCUGACUACAUGCAGAGUGUGACUGAGGCCAAAGCCAGGAGCAAGAACAAGGUUCGGGGAGUUCAGCAUCUGGUACAGCGCCUCCGGCUAAUCAAAUCUUCUGCAGAAAUUGAGAGAAUGCAGAUUGCUGGGAAGCUGACAUCACAGGCUUUCAUAGAAACCAUGUUUGCCAGUAAAGCCCCUGUGGAGGAGGCCUUUCUUUAUGCCAAGUUUGAAUUUGAAUGCCGGGCUCGUGGUGCAGACAUCUUAGCCUACCCACCUGUGGUUGCUGGUGGUAAUCGGUCGAACACUUUGCACUAUGUGAAGAAUAAUCAACUCAUCAAGGAUGGGGAAAUGGUGCUACUGGAUGGAGGUUGUGAAUUUUCCUGCUAUGUGAGUGACAUCACCCGUACCUGGCCUGUCAAUGGCAGGUUCACCGCAGCUCAGGCAGAACUCUAUGAAGCUGUUCUAGAGAUCCAGAGGGCUUGUCUGUCCCUCUGCUCCCCUGGGACAAGCUUGGAGAAUAUCUACAGCAUGAUGUUGACGCUAACAGGACAGAAACUUAAAGAGUUGGGGAUCAUGAAGAACAGCAAAGAAAAUGCUUUCAAGUCUGCUCGAAAAUACUGCCCUCACCAUGUAGGCCAUUACCUUGGGAUGGAUGUCCAUGAUACUCCAGACAUGCCCCGUUCUCUCCCUCUGCAGCCGGGUAUGGUGAUCACAAUUGAACCAGGCAUUUAUAUUCCAGAGGAUGACAGAGAUGCUCCAGAGAAGUUUCGAGGUCUUGGUGUGCGAAUCGAGGAUGAUAUAGUGGUGACUCAGGACUCCCCUCUCAUCCUUUCUGCAGAUUGUCCCAAAGAGAUAAAUGACAUUGAGCAGAUCUGCAGCAGAACCUCAUGACCCCCAUUGCAACUCAGAUGCAUCUCAGGUUCAAAACAGGCAUGCAGGCAUCCCUGCAUUUGUGCAUUCUGAGUCUCCAUGCAUAUUUAUGCACAUGUUUUAUUUGGGAGUGCAGCAGCUAUAUAUGAUGUGUGUAAUCAUUACAUGGGCUUUUCUAAGUAGAUGGAAAAAUAGAAAAGUGAAUUUUGGAAUGAUUUCUCACUGUGACUUUAGUAACAUUAAUUCUGUAGAAUUAAUGAUCCAAACAAGUUUAAUUUUUAAAUGUAAAAUAAGGUCUUGGUUAUAUAUGUCAUUUCAUUCCAAUUAACACAUUUAAACAUAGGGAAAAUUCUCUUCUCUCUAGGUCCUUUCUUUUCUUUACUUUCACUGAUGUCAUAAGAUAUAUGAUGCCUGUAUUUUGAGCUAAUCACCAGGGUCUCUGCCUGUGCUGAGAACUACAUGUCAGUGACUUUAGAUGGCCAGCACGUACCUUUCAUAACUCCUGCCUCCAUAUUCCAUAUUCUGCUUAUGUACUGGAGCCACAUGAACUUGCAGGGUCACUGGCAUCCUUUCCAUUCAGCCACAGUCCAGAUUCAGCAACAUGAGCUAUUCAACAAAAUAGUUUUGAAUCUUUCUUGCUAUUUGAUUCCUGAGCCCUAGAAAGUGUUUAGAUUUUUCAUAAGGAAGAAAACGGAACAGAAAGAAAAGAAUAUGUAUGUCUCUUACAGAUCCAGACUUCCAACUAUUUGUUCUCUUCAAUUUAAAAAUGAUUCCUUUCCCAGGCAUCCCUGAUUCCUUUAUAAGUUUUUUGUUGUUGUUGUUAUUGUUAUUGGUUUUGAGAUAAGUUGUUUACCUAGGCUGGUCUUAAACUUUAGGGCUUAAGUGAUCCUCCCAUCUCAGCCUCCAGAGUUGUUGGCAUGCCACUGUAC
Molecule: messenger RNA, 2389 nt
Organism: Urocitellus parryii (Arctic ground squirrel)
Lineage: Eukaryota; Metazoa; Chordata; Mammalia; Rodentia; Sciuridae
Gene: Xpnpep3
Product: X-prolyl aminopeptidase 3
Biological process (GO): proteolysis
Cellular component (GO): mitochondrion
Molecular function (GO): metalloaminopeptidase activity; manganese ion binding
Source: RefSeq, a predicted model, not a curated record